UAAUGUAUGUGUCAAUGUAUUGCUGUACUGGCAAUUUAAUAAGUACAAAUGUUUUUGGAAUCAUUGGAAUAUAAUAAACAUGAUAACUCGAUGCAAAAGUCCAUAAACCAUACACUGUGAGUUGUAUGUAUUAUGAUGGUGUUGAUGAUUAAGUCGGUUAAUUAAAUUAAUGAAAUAUCAUACACUAAUUUAAGCCAUUACUUGAUGGAAGUAUAUACAUUUUUCACACUUUUGUUUUCCUUAAAAAGUUAUUCAUCUUGUCUUCAGUUGACACACUGUAAAUGGCAGUGCUUUUAAACCCAAGUGUUCUACCAAUGUCCAUUUCUUCGUUUUUGAAGUUUAGUUAAGAAAAGUAUAGAAAAUCCAACAUUAGCCUCCACCCGUAAAGGCAGCACAUUGUGGAUUACCACGUGACACCAGAACCGUAUUGUGAUUGGCUCUGAGCUUUCACGUGACAAUAAAGGGUGGGCGUGAUUGGCUUGUUGACUUCUCAGUUGCAAUUUCUCCGCAACAAACAUUUUGCAGUCUGUAGUACCACGGUGAGACUUUUUCGCUGAGAAAAUGACAAAACGAACUUGUCCUUUCCCGGAAACCUUCUCAUCCCAAUACAAAAUACACGUCGGACAGCAGGAGCUGAAUAAUUAUAGCGUGUUUGGCAACAAAUACAGACAGGAAAUCUACUCAAAGACAAAGAACUUGCUCUUCAACGGUGCCAAGGCUGUGAUGGGCAAAAUCUGGACUGGAGAGGAGAGCAGCACCAACCCACAGCCUAAUGGACAGGCUGAGACACCUGCAUGCAGCCAGACACUGCUCAGAGGACAGACUCUGAUUGGACAAGAUGGGAGACUCACCAGAGUCAACUCUGCACAAGGUGAGCUGAUCUCACAGGCAGAUACUGCAGGCAGACAAGAGAAGAGAUCAGAUGAGUCUUUGCAGGAAAUAACUUAUUCUUUGAACCUGAAAAACAACAGAGUUGACUUCCCCAUCACCGGACCAGAGGAGGAUGAGGAGGAGAGGAGUCACUGCUGAAAUAUGGGAUACCCU
This is a messenger RNA of Gymnodraco acuticeps, 1044 nucleotides long. It is a transcript of the gene siva1, whose product is annotated as SIVA1, apoptosis-inducing factor. The coding region runs from base 562 to 1029 and encodes 155 amino acids. The record is from RefSeq and is a predicted model, not a curated record. Gene Ontology annotation, molecular function: CD27 receptor binding. Gene Ontology annotation, biological process: extrinsic apoptotic signaling pathway. Lineage: Eukaryota; Metazoa; Chordata; Actinopteri; Perciformes; Bathydraconidae. The transcript has 4 exons.